UUACCAACAAAUCAUACUAUUCUUUCUACUUGCUCCCAAAAAUUUCAUGAAACAUUCUUCUCGAGAAGAGUUUUUCGAUUCAACGAACAAGAAAGAACAGAUUUUUUUUUUUAUUUCACACCUCCAGCAUUAAUGGAGAAUUAACAUGAACCACCAACCAGUCUUGAUUCUUUCCAAGAAAAUGAUAAUAUCACGCAUCUACUCCUACAUCACCAUUUCGUCGGUUUCCGCUCUGUCCAGAACCCCAAAGCUCUCCCACCUCACAACUCCAAAUCGCCCGCCAUUCCCCCGAAUACCCCAUUUCUUCUGCACCAAGCCUCCAAUCGUCAUCAUCCUACCUCCACAAUCCAUGGAUCCCAACUCCUCGCCUCAAACCAUCCCAGUGGUUUCCACAUUCGCCAAUCCCUUUGACAGCCAAAACCCUCCUCCCCUUCCUCCGGCCGCGGCCUCCAAUGGCGCCGACGCCGCCGCAGCCGCGCGCAAGCCCAUCGCGCUGUGGCCCGGAAUGUAUCAUUCCCCCGUCACCAAUGCUCUGUGGGAGGCCAGGUCCAAGGUCUUCGAGAGAAUGCUUGACCCACCCAAAGACGCGCCUCCGCAGAGCGAGCUGCUCUCCAAGACGCCUCACCAGAGCCGUACCAGCAUUCUGUACAAUUUCUCUAGUGAUUACAUACUCAGGGAGCAGUACAGGGAUCCUUGGAAUGAGGUCCGAAUUGGGAAGUUGCUUGAGGAUCUUGAUGCUUUGGCUGGCACCAUCUCUGUCAAGCACUGUUCUGAUGAAGAUAGCACAACAAGGCCGCUUCUGCUAGUGACAGCUUCCGUUGAUAGGAUCGUUCUGAAGAAGCCAAUUAGUGUCGAUGUUGAUCUCAAGAUAGUUGGUUCUGCUAUAUGGGUUGGGCGUUCCUCGAUCGAGAUUCAACUAGAUGUUAUUCAGCCUCCUAAAGACGACUCGGAUUCUUCACACUCCACAGCACUGACAGCCAACUUCAUAUUUGUUGCUCGAGACUCUGUGACCGGGAAGGCUGCAUCAGUCAACCGACUAAUCCCGGAGACAAAACAAGAGAAGUCGCUCUUUGAAGAAGCCGAAGCAAGGAGCAAGCUGAGGAAGAGAAAAACAGUGGAGGAUGAUGGUAGAAAGGAAGUUGAAAGUGGAGAAAAGAAUCGACUCGAAGCAUUGCUGGCCGAGGGGAGAAUCUUCAGCGACAUGCCAGCGUUAGCAGACAGAGACAGCAUUCUUUUAGGAGACACCCGUCUCCAGAAUUCACUCAUCUGCCAACCUCAGCAGAGGAAUAUGCACGGAAGAAUUUUUGGAGGCUUCCUCAUGCACCGGGCAUUCGAGCUGGCUUUCUCCACUGCUUAUACAUUCGCAGGGUUGGUGCCUUGCUUUCUGGAAGUCGAUCACGUGGAUUUCCUAAGACCUGUGGAUGUUGGGGAUUUCUUGCGCCUCAAGUCAUGCGUUCUAUACACAGAACUCGAGAACCCAGAUGAGCCUCUGAUCAACGUCGAAGUCGUUGCUCAUGUCACUAAACCAGAGCUGAGAACCAGUGAGGUGACGAAUACGUUCUACUUCACCUUCACAGUAAGGCCAGAGGCGAAAGCUGCAAAGAAUGGUUACAGGAUCCGGAAUGUGGUUCCUUCAACCGAGGAAGAAGCAAGGCUCAUUCUGGAGAGGAAAGAUGCAGAGGCCUUGCGUUUAGCAUCAGCUUAACCGAAGACACAUAUGAAGUACUAAGUUUAGCACCACAAGUAGUAUAUAGUUCAGUGUGGAGCAACCAGUAAACAAGUUUGGUGGUUGAAGCUGACACCUGAAGCAGGAAGUAGGAUCAGUAAAUAAGAGAAUGGAUUUAUGUAAGCCAUGCUUGAUUACUACACCUCGUUAAGUUUCGAGCAGAGGAAAUUAAGGAGUAGAAAAGGG
This is a messenger RNA of Linum trigynum, 1912 nucleotides long. The record is from the annotation of a GenBank genome assembly. Lineage: Eukaryota; Viridiplantae; Streptophyta; Magnoliopsida; Malpighiales; Linaceae.